Setaria italica (foxtail millet) is the source of this 1301-nucleotide messenger RNA. Its product is annotated as transcription factor MYB44. Gene Ontology annotation, biological process: regulation of DNA-templated transcription. Gene Ontology annotation, molecular function: RNA polymerase II cis-regulatory region sequence-specific DNA binding; DNA-binding transcription factor activity, RNA polymerase II-specific. The transcript has a single exon. The record is from RefSeq and is a predicted model, not a curated record. Gene Ontology annotation, cellular component: nucleus. Lineage: Eukaryota; Viridiplantae; Streptophyta; Magnoliopsida; Poales; Poaceae. The coding region runs from base 125 to 1030 and encodes 301 amino acids.
UCCUUCCCCUUCCUCCAGCCACGGAUCGAGACGUCCCAAUCGAGCUGCUUGCUAACCAGUAAUCACACAAUCUCACGCACCGCCAUUGCCAGCAGCAGCUGCAGCGAAUCAGUGUGUCAGGGCGAUGGGAGUGGGGUCGGAGUGCGACAGGAUAAAGGGCCCCUGGAGCCCCGAGGAGGACGAGGCGCUGCGGCGGCUGGUGGAGCGUCACGGCGCGCGGAACUGGACGGCGAUCGGGCGGGGCAUCCCGGGCCGGUCGGGCAAGUCGUGCCGGCUGCGGUGGUGCAACCAGCUGUCGCCGCAGGUGGAGCGGCGGCCCUUCACCCCCGAGGAGGACGCCGCGAUCCUGGCGGCGCACGCACGGCUCGGCAACCGGUGGGCCGCCAUCGCGCGCCUGCUCCCCGGCCGCACCGACAACGCCGUGAAGAACCACUGGAACUCGUCGCUCAAGCGGAAGCUCUCCACCGCCACCACGGCGGCGGCGGAGGAGGAGGGGCCCGAAGCUGAGCGGCCGUGCAAGCGUGCAAGCCCCGGGCCGGGGAGCCCGACGGGGUCGGAGCGCAGCGAGCUCAGCCACGGCUCCGGCGGCGGCGCGCAGGUGUUCCGCCCCGUCCCGCGCGCGGGCGGGUUCGACGCCAUCACCGCCGCGGACGCGCGCCCGCGCCCUCCCCCGCCGCCGCCGUCGCGGGACGAGGACCCGCUCACCUCGCUCUCCCUCUCGCUGCCGGGGCUGGACCAGGCGUCGCCGGGGUUCCACCACGACAGCGCCCGGAGCCACUUCCAGGAGCUCUCCCCCUCGCGCUCCCCGUCGCCGCCGUCCCCCUCCUCCUCCGCCGCGUACCCGUUCAGCGGCGAGCUGGUGGCGGCGAUGCAGGAGAUGAUCCGGGCCGAGGUCCGCAGGUACAUGUCCGGCACGGGGCUCCGCGCCGGGUGCGGCGCCGGGGCCGUGGGCGAGGCGUGCAUCGUGGAGGGCGUGAUGCGCGCCGCCGCGGAGCGCGUCGGCGCCACCGUCGUCGUCACCCGGCCGUAGGGAAACCGAAUCAGAUCGAAUCAAUGCGAAGCAUUGUGUUAAUCAAGAUCCGAUCCCUGUGUAGCAGUACUACUAGUAGUUGUUCUCGUGGCCGUUGUAUGUAGGAGGAGCUCUGCUCGCUGUUUAUUCUUCGGCAUCCGGCCGCUCUGAAUUCACAAGGAAGGAAACAGAGCGGCGGCGGAAGCCGGAAAGGUGGAAAUGGAAGAGGAGGUCGGCAGUAAUCGAGCCUGCCGUUUCUUUACUUGAAUGUGGUCACGGUUUGUUCGAAAAA